Messenger RNA from Blastomyces gilchristii SLH14081, 2700 nucleotides. RefSeq names its product succinate dehydrogenase (ubiquinone) cytochrome b560 subunit. The coding region runs from base 139 to 696 and encodes 185 amino acids. Gene Ontology annotation, cellular component: membrane. The transcript is spliced from 4 exons. Gene Ontology annotation, molecular function: electron transfer activity; succinate dehydrogenase activity. Gene Ontology annotation, biological process: tricarboxylic acid cycle; mitochondrial electron transport, succinate to ubiquinone. Lineage: Eukaryota; Fungi; Ascomycota; Eurotiomycetes; Onygenales; Ajellomycetaceae. The record is from RefSeq and is a predicted model, not a curated record.
CCGACUCGUAACUUCAUAAAACGAGUGAUAGCGUUCAGGCCAUCCUCUGAUUUAUCUUUUCUCCACCUCUCUCUCCUCCCUCCAAGACAGUCUCUUUACUAUGAUAGCUAAUUGCCUUCUGCUGCCAACCAACACGGAAUGAUUUCCCAGAAAAUUAUGCAGCAGUCGCUGCGACGAUCGCAUUGCAUAUUUAGUCGGGCUCUGUUAAACUACAUAGUUCCAAUCAAUUUUACUAGGAGCGCAUAUAUUCAGACGAGAGAAACCGCAUCGUCUACUAAAGCCUCAGAAGAUCCCAAUGAUCUCCUUCGCAAACAGCGUCUCAACCGCCCGAUAUCGCCCAACCUAACCAUCUACCGACCUCAGGUUACUUCCGUUCUCUCCAUCCUCCAUCGUAACACUGGGCUACUUGUGUCUGGAGGCUUCUAUCUCUUCUUUGCUGUAUAUCUUGCCUCUCCCUGGCUCGGUUGGCACAUUGACUCUGCGUCUAUGGCAGCGUCUUUCGGAGCUCUCCCCGUCGCUGCCAAGGUGCUUUUGAGGACGACUGUUGCUCUUCCAUUUACCUUCCACUCCUUCAACGGCGUGAGACACUUGGUAUGGGAUUUGAGUUGCGGAUUAAGCAAUAAACAGGUCAUAAGGUCUGGCUGGGCUGUGGUCGGAUUGAGUAUAUCAAGUGCCCUCCUCCUUGGAUUUCUGUGACCCUCACUCCUUCGGCAUGGAGUUUUCAAAUUUCAUUUACUUGUAUUUACUUAUCUCAGCUGAUAAUAGGCUCUAAUUUAUAUGAAUCAAACGCUGGCAUAUUAUUCGUGCGUUUUAAAAUAGGCCGUAGUCCUGUUCGUCUCCUUAAUUUUCUCCAGAUCUGGGUGGCGAUGAAUAACCUAGACAGUACACCAACAAUUGGACCAGAAAUCCUACCCUGUGCCAUUUUGGAGAACCAAUUCUCUACGAUGGAAGAUCUGCAGUCUGGAGUUCGUGCCAUGGAACAAGACCGCCGGUUUUAAUUACUCCAGUCGAAUAGCAGUUUUCAGCUCGCCAAUCAACUUCUGAGGACAAGUUGGACUUUUCGCUAUUCCAAGUUUUGGGCGGAAAGAUUCCCAACAGACAAGUUUCGUCUUGCCAAUGUUUUCUCUCUUUAUUAUGGGUAUCAACCGACCGUGGCCUCAACUCACGGCGGAGAGAAAAUAAUCCAAUUCGAAUGGCUUCGUUUCUGAAACUUGAACUUGUUGGCGCAUUCCAGGCGAUAUUUCAAGGAAGCGCCACACAAACAAGAGAAUACCAUGAAUCCUUCCUGUGAAUCUCUCUCUGUUGCAUAUCAACUUGAAAAGUUGGUAUAACUCAGGAGUCUGAUGAAUACUGGUCAAGCCCAUGUAAAAUCUGGGCAAAAGAAAAGGCUGAGCUGAUUUCAUGGCCAGUUAUGCCUUAUGUCCACAGGUGGAGUCAAGCCACCUUCAAAUGACUGACGGGAUUUCGCCCAGGAAAUAGUUCUAAGGCCUGACUUGACUCAGUUCAAGCGUUUUUUGUAUGCGCCCGCCUUUGGCUGACUCAAGCCAAUUUCUGAGAGCCAUGAACAUGACGCUAUAUUACUCCGACACUCCGGCUCCUCCUAUACACAAAUUGCAGGCCCUAUUCCUGUCAGAUCUCAAGGCACACACAAGCAUUGUCGUACCCCAAAAUCACUAUCUGCUCUGAUUGUGCCCAGAAACUGGGUCGAAGGGAGUCACCAUCGCGGAGAAAUUCACGUACCCAGCAUCAGGGGUUAAACAGAGUUGUUUCUGUUUUGGCUUGCUCAGGAGAAUGGGAGCCAGGAUUUGACCACCCGCGCCCCAUUCGCUUUUCUAUUUAUGUCAUACUCUCUCACAGAGUGCAUGGAAGGGCUAGGAUAUUUUGAAUGCUCUGCGUCCGGCGGUUCGCUCUUGAUAGACAUCAUCAUGGUGGUUGGGAAAUUUAGACCAUGAAAUCAGUCUUUUUUAGAACUGUUGUUGAAUCUGUUUCACAAUCUGAAUUCAGUGUGCUGAAUGGGUAAAGUCAUCCCCUCCCCCCAUUUUUUUUUUUCAUUGGAUUCUGCUGCGCUGAGGGAUGUACUUUCUGUAUUCCUUUUACUCUGGCCUCAGUCACCUUGUCUUCAGCUUUCUUGGAAUGCCAUUGAUGGUGUGACUGCUAUCAUAUGAAGGAGACCACAAUCUAUCUUGAGGGUAGGGCCACAGGGGGCUAAUGAAGCUUGAAGGAAGGCUUGUCAAAGAGGUGCAAGAAGGAAGGAUGAAUAUCAUUUGUUUCAAGGCGGGUAGAAUAUGGGAUGAAGCAUGUCAUCCUCCCACUGUGCUCAAGGCGGUGUUAAGAUCCUCACACAGAUUUGUUGCAGCUUGUUGAAGUUCUUUCAUAUUCAGUCAAAGCCUCCAGCCAUAAAACUCCUCAUUGAGGCUGUUCUCAUCUUGGUGAGGAGAGACAGUGGAAGAACAUCGAAACAACUUUACUCCAAAAAAGAAAAAGAAGAUUGUAGUUUCAAUGAUGCCUUGACAAGAAAGAGUAGGGCCCUCUUUUAUAAACUGAUUCCUCCUCUAUUGCAAUGCAGGAAUAAAUGCUCAUCAGCCAGCACUCUCCCCUCCCUAAGCCAAUAAGACCAACCAUUGGAGCUCGGAUGCUGUGUUCUUUGGCCAGCAUAUGUCUCAGUUUGCAUGAUAACUGCUCAUUUGUCCUCGAUUUGUC